AUGUCGAAAUGCUGUCGGGCUGUGGUGACUGGGGAGUCCGUGACGUGUCUGAAGCGGGAGCCGCCCAGGAUUGAGGCAGAAGACUUCUUGCGCAGCAUGGCCGACUGGCACAGCUCUUGGGGAUGGAAGGACAUCUUCCGUGAGUGGCACUCCUUCGACACGGGCGACUCCUUCCCGGAUGCUAAGUCGAAGCUUUUGGAGUGGGUGUUGAAGUUCCGCAACAUGAAGAAUGUGCCCUUGUCCACCGACAACGUGCUGGAAGUCCUUGAUGUCUGGCUCGCCAACAACGGCAAAGCAGGAGUGCACCCAGAAAUCUUCAAGGAACAUGUGGAGAAGUUCACCACAUUCAUGCGACAUUGCUGCUACAGCCCGUCUUUGCUGGUGGCCUACAAUGAGCCUUUUAGCCACGACGAUGACCUAGAGUGGGUCUUCUUCUUCGUCGGCCGGCUGAGAAGUGAGUCGCAGACGUUCGUAGUGCAAAGCUUCCUCCUCAAUUGUUGGAUUUGA
Molecule: messenger RNA, 507 nt
Organism: Symbiodinium sp. CCMP2592
Lineage: Eukaryota; Dinophyceae; Suessiales; Symbiodiniaceae
Source: the annotation of a GenBank genome assembly